AGGAGGGAGACGGCGCAAGAUGGCGGCGGCGGGAGGGGCCCGGGCUGCGGCUGUGGUCCUUGAGUGAGGGGCGGGGGGGCCUGGGGGCGCGCGGCCCGAAACCCCCCCGGCCGCCCUUUCUCUUUCUCUGUACCUGUGGCUGGGGGGGGGAGUGCCCCCUUCCCUAUGUUCUUUCUUGCAAUGGAGCCAACCCCUCUUUCUCCCCAGGGGGCCUCUCUGUCCCAGCCUAUGUCGCUGGCACCACCCCCACUGCCACUACCAGCAGCUGCUGUGGUACAUGUGUCCUUCCCUGAAGUGACCAGUGCACUGCUAGAGUCCCUUAACCAGCAGCGGCUACAAGGGCAGCUUUGUGAUGUGUCGAUCCGAGUGCAGGGCCGUGAAUUCCGGGCUCACCGGGCUGUUUUGGCUGCCUCUUCCCCUUAUUUCCAUGAUCAAGUCUUGCUCAAGGGCAUGACUUCAAUCUCACUGCCCAGCGUCAUGGACCCUGGAGCCUUUGAAACUGUUCUAGCCUCUGCCUAUACAGGCCGGCUUAGCAUGGCUGCCGCAGACAUUGUCAACUUUCUCACUGUUGGCUCCGUGCUCCAGAUGUGGCAUAUUGUGGACAAGUGCACAGAGCUCCUUCGAGAAGGCCGGGCCUCUGCCGCCGCUGCCACCACCAUGGCCACUACAGCAGCCAUUGCCUCUGGGGCAGGAGCCCCAACAGGAGGUGCAGGAGCAGGACCAACUACCACAGCAACAGGCUCUGGCCGCCCUCAUUCGUCCAGUAGAGCUAGCGAGAAUCAGUCCCCUAGCAGCAGCAACUACUUCAGCCCCCGAGACUCUGCUGAUUUCGCAUCUUCCUCUCAUGAUGCAUAUUCAACUUCUUCUAUGGGGGGAGGAGAAAGACGAAGUGGAGGAGGCCCUCUGUUCCCUACUUCGGUGGUGGGCAGCAGGGGUGGCCCUUCUGGAAAGCUAUUGCUAGAGGCAGAUGAGCUGAGUGAUGACGGAGUGGAUGGAGUUGGGAUGGUAGUUCCUGGGGCUGGGCUACAGCGGCCUACCUAUGUGCCCCCUAGCAUUGUGCCUCAGAAACACUGGGUAUAUGUUAAACGUGGGGGAGGCUACUCUACUUCAGCUCCUCUUACCUCUCAAGACCCAGACUUGGAUGAAGAGGAUGAGGAGGAAGAUUUGGUACUGACAUGUGAGGAUGAUGAGGAUGAGGAGCUAGGUGGAGCUUCAGGGGGCCCACCAGGUAGGAGUUCUGACCCUGGCCUAAGUAUUACCGAUGUACGGACACUGACUGGUCCCCCAGACAAAGGUGAGGAACAAGUGAAUUUUUGUGAAUCAUCUGAAGACUUCAGCCCUUAUGAAUCUGGGACAGCUGGGCCAGGGCUGGAUGACCCUGGAGGACCAACUCCUUCCUUUGUCUCCCACCAACCCCGUCCUUUGUUGCCCCUGGACAUGCAGGGCAAUCAAAUCUUAGUUUUUCCCUCCUCUUCUCAGGCUUCCACUCAGCUCCCUGGAAACCAAGAUGAACACGGAGCAGUGCCCUUGGGAAGGACUGGAGGGGGCAACUUGGGAGUGUCUGGAAGUAGUGGGGGUGGUUCUGGGGGAAGUGGUGGUGGGGAUGGGAACAAGAUCUUCCUUUGUCACUGUGGGAAAGCUUUUUCACACAAGAGCAUGCGUGAUCGGCAUGUUAAUAUGCAUCUGAAUCUUCGCCCCUUUGACUGUCCAGUGUGUAACAAAAAAUUCAAGAUGAAACACCAUCUGACAGAGCACAUGAAAACUCACACAGGCCUCAAACCUUAUGAGUGCAGUGUGUGCGCGAAGAAAUUCAUGUGGAGGGACAGCUUCAUGCGACACCGAGGACAUUGUGAACGGAGACAUCGCUUGGGUGGAGGGGGACCCACAGGAAUUAUGGGGCUGCCCAAGAGAGAGCCUCCCGGGGGUGGCAGUGGAGACGAAGUAGGAGAGUCCAACAGGAGAAUCUGGUCCCCGCCAGGAGCACACAAAGUAGAGAUAGGUUUCAAUGGCAGUGGAGGUGGACAUUAAGGAACUAUUCCUUCAUGACUGAAUUCAAGAACUGGAGAAAGCAGUUGAUGAGUAAUUCCCAUAAUACUCUUGUUAGGUUGACGCCCCUAGAAAGGAAGAGUAGGGGCAUAGGCCAAGAGCUUGAGUCCUCCAAAAAUUCUUGGAUGGGAGCGGGGCGGGGAGGAGAUCUAAGACUAUGUACUCCUGGUAAUAGGCUUUCUCCUCUAUGGAUUUGUAUAUAAAGAAGGAAAUUCAUGACAGUUCUCUUCCCUCCCCCCACAUUAACCCCAUUCCAUUCCCCAACAUUUGGAAAAUUCUGGAACUGUGAGCCUUCUACUUUUCCCUUCACUAGUGGGAAUAAGUAGAUAAAUAACUCAAGACUCAGCCCCCCAGGUUAUCAUCUACCUGGAGAAGAGUGUGCAUGGGUAGGGGUAUGUCCAGAAUCCCCAAGGAUUACAGGGCAGGUAGUCCCAUUUGUAGUUUGUGCUUGGAAUCUGUGUGUGUCACUAUGGUGAC
Sarcophilus harrisii (Tasmanian devil) is the source of this 2523-nucleotide messenger RNA. It is a transcript of the gene ZBTB22, whose product is annotated as zinc finger and BTB domain containing 22. The transcript is spliced from 2 exons. Gene Ontology annotation, molecular function: protein binding; DNA-binding transcription factor activity, RNA polymerase II-specific; RNA polymerase II cis-regulatory region sequence-specific DNA binding. Gene Ontology annotation, biological process: regulation of transcription by RNA polymerase II. The record is from RefSeq and is a predicted model, not a curated record. NCBI's taxonomy places the organism in Eukaryota, Metazoa, Chordata, Mammalia, Dasyuromorphia, Dasyuridae. The coding region runs from base 166 to 2028 and encodes 620 amino acids.